Molecule: messenger RNA, 8004 nt
Organism: Eleginops maclovinus (Patagonian blennie)
Lineage: Eukaryota; Metazoa; Chordata; Actinopteri; Perciformes; Eleginopidae
Gene: gramd1a
Product: GRAM domain containing 1A
Exons: 21
Coding region: 1345-4158 (937 amino acids)
Biological process (GO): intracellular sterol transport
Cellular component (GO): endoplasmic reticulum-plasma membrane contact site; plasma membrane; endoplasmic reticulum membrane
Molecular function (GO): cholesterol transfer activity; cholesterol binding
Source: RefSeq, a predicted model, not a curated record
UGAUGUGACCAGAGGACACAGUGAAGUGCUUGAUAAGGGUCCUCACCUCUUUUAACCUUUUGGUAGCUUGUGAAUGAUAAUGACAAUUAAAAUUGCCUGAGCCAUCUUGGAAAUCACAAAUGUAACCAAGAGAGGAUUGAUACUAAGACCUUGGAUGAGGGGGGGUGGACAUUCUAGGAAAUGUUGACAUAUGAUAAAACCUGUUUGUGAGGGUUGUGUAUAUGGAGGCUUCUCUGUACCUUUUUGACCCUCUACACACGCAUACACGGUGAGUGACACACCUCCUUUCUCGCUAUGCUGGUGGUGUUUUUUUUUAUUUUUAGCACAGAUCGAGUUUCCAGUCCCCCGAUUCAGCAGCCUGAGGUGCUCAGCAACACAACUCCCCUGUCCUAGAGCAGUUUCUUCCCUGCUUGGCUAUGCAGCACAGACGUUGAUCCUCUGUUUUGAAAUGGAGCCGUGAAGUUACGAAUGCUGGAGACAGUCAGGGAGUGAGAUGACAGAGGAUGCCUGGAAAAUCUAAAGAUCAUUUAAAACUGCCAAGUCAUUGUGAUGCUCUGCUAUCGAUUUGAAAGGAUAGAGAGAAAACUGCUGGCUGAAAAUCAAAACUAAAAAGCAGCUACAGUCAAGGUGACUUGUCAUCGGCUGUGUUUCUGUAAGUGGCCUGGAGGAGGGGAUAUCCAAUGUCCUACAGGCUGCAUCCUACAAACAAUACUGCAGGACACCAUAUGAAACGAUGCAGCGGCAGGAGGCGAGGGGAAGCUACUUCCAGGCACAUAUCUGUCUUUGUCUGAGACUUCAACUCUUGCUAAGAUGAGCCUGAUUAUGCAACAUGCAAGCUGGAAGUCUACCAAACAAGGGAGAAGAGCAAACGAUUACUGAAGAAAGAAAGGGACGCCGGACAUUGCAAGAAAUGCAGAAAACCGAAAAGCGAUAAUAAAGCAUUUAGUCACUCCUUACAAACGCAUACACUGGACAAUCUGGAACCUGGAAUAAAUUGCCUAAAGAACACAAAAGCCUGUCAAACUUUUCGCCAGACUUCCUCCCAGCUUCCUGUUUCAUCUACUUUUCAGUGUGAAGAAACACUGUGUGUAACACUUUUUUAACUUGAAGCGGAUAUGCAGAAAAUACUUGAUAAUCUUAACUGAUGGUUAAUGUUAUCUAAUAAUAUGAGUCAAAUUCCCCAGAAGGAUUGUUUGAUGUUUCAACCCAUCCGGUUUUAAAAAUAUAUCAAAUGCAAGCGUGACUAGACCAUCUUGGCCCGUUAUGGGUGAGUCUCAACUAUAAAGAUGCAACAAGCCCUUGUUGGUUCCCUUCUCUUGAUCGAAACAGACAAAUAAGACGAGUAUGUCUUCUCCUGUUGGACUAGAAGGCAUUACUCUGGCUCAGCCCAUUCCCGUCCCAACACUGACUGUCCUGCCACCAUCCUCAGAUACAGAAUCCUGGUCUCGCUCGCCCAGCCCCAGACAGUCCCGUUCUAGCCGAUACGGUCGAUCCCACCGCAGCAGGACACGGACCAAGAAGCGAAAUGAGGAAGAGCAAAGCAGCACUACUAAGCGACAAUGGGGUAAAAAGCUAAUUAUUAUAAAGGAGCCAGUGGAGAAGGGCAACAUUCCACAUAGAAGUCCCUCGCCUACCUCCUCUGUGGCCACUCAGAUGGGAGAUGAAGAGCAAGGUCAGGAUAUCCCUUCACAGGACCUCCUCCUGCCACCGUCUCGCUCCUGGUCUCGUAGUCCCUCUCCCAGCCGACGCUCCCGUUGGUCGUUCAGGAGCCUGCUCACUAGAGAAUCUGACUUGGAGAGCUGCAGUACGGCCAGUAACUCUCCACGCAGCACCCCCGGCAGCUCACCCUCCCUGCGGCGCAGGGUGCUUGGGGGUAGCAGCAGGGCCAGUGAGAGCGAGGGUGGAGGAGAGAAGAGCGGCGGCGGGGGAGGCGGAGGCGCCGACAGCCCCUUGCCCUCCAUACCUUCUGCCUCUUCCCUCACAUCCGCCUACCCACUUGCUUCUCGACACUUCAGCCGCAAUGCCAAGAAAAUGCAGAGCUGGUACAAUGUUCUCAGUCCUACAUACAAACAGCGGAACGAAGAUUUUCGUAAACUCUUUAAAAAACUUCCUGACACAGAGCGACUUAUAGUGGACUAUUCGUGCGCUCUGCAGAAGGACAUACUGCUUCAGGGCCGCCUUUAUCUGUCGGAGAAUUGGCUUUGUUUCUACAGUAACAUCUUCCGCUGGGAAACCACUAUCACUAUCCUGCUGAAAGACGUGACCUCUAUGACAAAGGAGAAGACUGCCAAGCUCAUCCCAAACGCCAUCCAGAUCAGCACUGACAAUGAGAAGCACUUCUUCACAUCUUUCGGAGCAAGGGAUCGCAGCUUCAUGAUGAUUUUCCGUCUGUGGCAGAACGCACUGCUGGACAAGUCUCUAUCUCCCAAAGAGCUGUGGCACAUUGUGCACCAGUGUUACGGCACGGAGCUAGGCCUCACGAGUGAAGACGAUGACUAUGUCUCCCCCACUGCCGAGCACAUGAACGGCCUACUGCCAGGAGACGAGUCAGUGUCGGUAACAGAUCUACUCGACCUGAGCUCAGUGUCGCUUCCCUCUAUGGGCAGCUCUCUCCCUCCCCUGCCCUGCGGUCCAGCCAGCCCUCUCGCAGCUACAAACUUCGGGGGCUCCUCUCCGUCUCCCUCGGCCUCCUGUCUUCCCAUAGAGGUGCCUUCGUCAUCUGGACGCAGACUCAGCUCUGACCCCCUCGAUCAGAGCCCGCCCAGCUCCCAAAGCUCGCUGCCGUCCACCACUCCCACACACGCCUCCUCCUCCGCACCCGCCUCUGCUGCUGCCUCCUUUAGUCUGGAAGAGGGUGGCGACAGCCUGUCCGAGUCAGCCAAUCACAUGCUGCCCCCGUCAACCACCAGUCUGGGAAACCUUUCCUCAUUGGACAUCACCAUCGAUGAAGAACUGCCCACAGACCCCAGCAACUCCUCUGACACGCAAGAAGAGAGUGAGGUGGAGUCGUUCUGCGCUGAUCUGAGGGGGCGAUUGCACAUCAACGCCCCGGUCCGCAUGAGUGUAGACAAGUUGCACGACCUGCUCUUUUCUGCGGACACACACUUCAUCCAGCACCUUUUCUCCCAGCGACACUUUACUGACCUCUCUGUGGGUGAAUGGCAGCCGGACAUCAGCAGUGGGACGACGAGCCGUGUGCUGAGCUACACCAUCGCCCUCAACAAUCCCCUCGGCCCCAAGACUGCCCCUGUAGUGGAGACGCAGACGUUGCAUAAAAGCAGCGCGCGGGGCGAGUGUUUCGUGGUAGACUCGGAGGUCAUCACCUCAGGUAUCCCCUACCAGGACUACUUCUACACCGUCCACAGAUACUGCCUCACCUCCAUCAACAAACACAAGAGUCGGCUCCGAGUUUCCUCAGACAUCUGCUACAGGAAGCAGCCGUGGAGCCUGGUGAAAGCGUUGAUAGAAAAGAACACCUGGAGCGGCAUAGAGGAGUACUACAGACACAUGGAGAGCGAAGUGAGCAAGCUCGAGACGCUAAUGCAAACAGAGGUUACCGUGGUUACCACAGGCGAAGCAGUGGGUGCGGAUGCUGCCAAGACUCCCCCGUCUCUGCGCCGCCGCAAACGCACAUGCUCUCGACGGCAGGGCGAGAAGGACCGAGAGAGGGAAGGAGGAGGCAUGGGCGGCGGAGACCGAGGGGACAGAGGAAUCGGGGAGGACAGGGAUCGGAGGGAAGCCAGUGGUCAGUUUAUAAAACUAGGAGAGCGCUCACGUGGUGGAGGACCCAACAGUAUAUCCACCAUCCUCCUCAUCGUGAGCUUCAUUCUGGUGGUGCUGGUUGCUCUCAACAUGCUGCUCUUCUACAAACUGUACGCUCUGGAAAGAGCGGCCCAUACACUGGAGACAUGGCACUCCUACUCUGUUGCUGACAGUCCUUUGCCUCAGACAGCUGGAGAGUGGGCUCAGGUUUUGCAGCUUCAGAGGCAGUUUCACCAGGCUCAGCUCAGCAAGUGGCAGCAGAUCCUGCAGUCCUCGGUCAUGCUUCUUGACCAGAUGAAGCAGUCUUUAGAAAAGCUCCACCAUGGCAUUGUGGUCCCAGAGGUGCAGCAGGAUCCCCCUGAUGAAACCCUCAAAGAGUCCAUGACUGAUGCCUGAGGCCCCACCUCUACCUGGCUGUCUCCCAUCUCUGAACACACCCUGGUAGACUUUAAAAAAAAAGAAGAGUGCUACUGGUCGACUUUGAUCGGGACUGUUUGCUCUUUUUAUCAUUUCCAAAUCAAAAACCAGUAGAGGGUGACAGAGGGGGGGGGGGGACUACAUUACCCACAACUCUCCUCUCCUGACUGACUUGAAAUGGCGACGUUCGCCUCCAGCCUCAACCAGUAACAUCUUCAGUGAACUCAUUCGGACUGGACGCUUUCAGGACCACAGCAAUAAUUUAGCUACAGCUGCAAGUCACCUGUACGUAGAGUUUGGAAACGGGUCACUGGUGGGCCCAAUCCAACCCUCCACUCCUCAACAAUCUCAGAGACAUUUCAAAAUAGCCAACCAUGUUUCAGAAAAACUUAGAUUCCGACCUCCUUCAUUUUCAGAACCUCAAAAGACAUUUCACAGGGAUCAGUGACUCUGGAAAGCGGGAGCUCUUCCUCCUAGUCCUGGAAACAGUUAGCCCCUUUAGUGAACGCCUGUUGUAAACAAGAUGGAUGUGACAAACAAACACGCAGAAAGAGACGGGAGCAGGACGCCUCUCUCUGUCUUUCCUUCACAGAUUUGCUCCUCCAUGUCCGAGUUGAUCCCCACUUAAAAAGCUGCCAUUCCUCUGAAAGGGGAUGAGGAACAUUUCAACAGCCGACAAUUUAGUUUUCACCUUUUUAGAUGUGAAAUACGCACCUGCAGAUUAAUCUCAACCACCAUCCCACUCCUCCCUGUCUUUUUCGGGGGUUUUAACUUUUUUCAAAAUCAGUGCGUGGGGUCGUUUGUUAGGACAGGAAGCUGCGUCUCACUGGACUGUUACAGUAUUUAUUAUUACCAAUGACUUGAUCUGAAGUCCUGUCCUGCUCUUAAGAAGUUAUAUGGUGGGUAUUUUUUGCGCUCUGAUAUGCUGUUGCAGUGCGGACCAAGAGACGAGAACGAUUACUGGUCACAGCAAUAAUGACAAUAGUGAUGCUAGUACUUUUUGAAUGUUUCAAACACAGUAGUAUAUAAUAAUAAUAAUAAUAAUAAUAAUAAUGAUGACGUGUGUGAAUGUGUAGAGGCAGUGAAAAAAAACAAGCAAAGAAGAAGACUGAUGUGUGCGUGUGUGUUCAUGAGGAGUCCUCAAUGUUUCAGAUGUUACAUUUUCGUAUUAGCGUUUAUUUGAGUUUUUCUUUUUUGAGAUUUCUCUUUCUUGUUUGGUUGCACACUCUUUGUAUCGCAGAGCCAGAGCAUAAAAGCUCAGGAUUUACCGUAGACUUGAUAAAAAAAAACAGAACAGUCCGCUACUCUGUUGUCCCACUGGGCCGGACGUCUCCAAACAAGAGGACCAACCAGAGUUUAGUAGGCCCAGGUGAAGAAAAAGGGAAUCUGUUUUGCAGUAUUGUUUUUUGGUGUGUUUGUAAAUUUAACUUGACUGACUUGUCAACUGUUUUUAUUCAGUUCAUUUUCUAUCUUUAUAACUUUGUCGUUUAUUUUCAGCCUGUUCCACUCCAAUCUGUCCUCCGCCCGUGUAAAAACAUCUCUCUCUUUCGUUGAUUUCUUCUUCACUGAACCCGACUCUUCCUCUCUUUCCUCUAUGUGCUCUCCCCCUUUUACCCUCUCUCUCUAUCUCUCUCUCUCUGUUUUACUGAAAAUGACGGCAACAGAAGCAUGUGGGCCACGCUGUGCAUGGCCAUCCGCUGAUAGCAAAUGGUGUAAUAUUUAUUGAGGGACGGGGGGAGGGUCUGGGUUUUUGGGUGGAUGAUGAGAGAGAGAGAGAGAGAUGGAUGAGUAGCGGGGCUUGAUAAUGUACUGUAAAGAUGUGAUUGUACACCGCGCCAUGGAGAGAAAUGAAAAGUUCUGAAACAUACAACAACUCCCUCGCUCGUCUUUGAGUCUGUGUCUGUCUUUACCUUCUCAAAGUCUGCAGUGGAUUGUGAGGGAACUGUUGUUAUUCCUUUAGAUUAUUCUGUCUGUUAUUAGGUUCAAAAUAAGUUUUGGAUAGGGAAAAAUAAGUCCAUAAUCACAAAACCCCAAAGCCUAAAAUGCAAGAUUAUAAUUUCUUUUGUCCAACCACGUUUCUAAAAUCCUAAAAGUUCAGUUAAUAUUAUCGAAGACAAAGAAAAAGCAAAUCUUUAGGUUUGAGAAGCUGCAAUAUGUUUUACCUGGGAGACUUUAGUUAUUAUUGGCUGGUGUUUAUUUAAGAAGUGAAGCAUGGUAUGUUAAGCUUAAUGUUAGGCUAAGUGACACAAACACAGCUACCUUUUUUAUCUACCAUGAAAAGAAAGACAACUGAUUUUCUCACAUUUUAUUUAUUUAUUUGACGUGCAUCACUUUGCUUUUCGUGGCAAGCAACAUUUCCACACACAAAGUUAAAAAAAUGCAGUUUUAUUUGUUGUUGAAAGAAAGGGGGGCCAAACCAACAAUGUGGGGAGCAGUGAGAGUUUCAUUUUGCAUUAAAGGUGUAUUUAAUUAUUCAAACUAAACUUAAAGUAAAACUUUCUGACAGCAGUGUGUAACAUUUCUUAAAUUGAGUGGCUUUCACUUAUCAUAUCAGCUUGUAAACCAUAGGACAGUCUGUGUUUGUACUCCUUCCACGUCAGUCAGCUUGCAGUUACUCUGUAGUAUUGGUUACAUAAUAGCCCGUGCGUGUCCCCUUAUAUUCUCAAUUUUUAUCAAACUCAAGAGUUGGUACAGAAAGUAUUUUGAACAGCAAUCGGGGUGUUUGGCUGCCCUCUAAGUGUUCACUGUCAGUCAACUGGCCAGCUGGAAAAAGAAGUAAGUCGUUUUUAUUUUAUUAAAAGCACUAAAGAUUUGUAAGAAGGCUUCACCUCUGUCCUUUCCUUUUUUUGGUUUUCACUGGUUUCACCCUGGGAGGCACACUGGACAGGAUGUGUGGGGUGUUAGCCCACAGCAGUUAGAUCAAUACACUUAGACAUUUGUUUCAUAUUACAGUGGAAAGGUUUCAACUUCGUUAAGAAAUUCAGCUGAACGUGGCAGCUUGUUAUGUCAAUUCGUAUAGUUGGGUGAAGCUGAUUUUUUUGGUGAGCUAUGAAUUGAUCUGGUGCAAUACAUUUGUUAGACUUUGGCGUCAGGGGCAGUUUUUGCUCUUGACCACCAGGGGGUGGAGUGUUUCGCAUUCGGCUUUAAUUCAAAGGUAAUUCCACUGAAAUAUAUCUUUGUUCUUCCACUUUGAUCCAUGAUCAUCAGGAUCUCUUGGGGAUGUAGAGAAACAAUAAAAAAACCUUACUGUUGUCUGAAAAGUUAAAGGGGCCUUAUUCUGCUCAUUUUCAGGUUCAUAUUUGUGCCUCUACUGUGAAAUGUUUCCAUGCUUUAAUGCUCAAAAAGUUCUUUAUUAUUCUCAUACUGCCUGUGCUGCAGCACCUCUUUUCACCCUCUGUCUGAAACCAGAGCGCAGUCUGCUCUGAUUGGUUAGCUGGCCAAAUCUGUGGUGAUUGGUCAACUGUUAGAGAUGUCCCACCUCUUAGCUAUCACGUACAAUGUUUUGGAGCAUAAGCUAACAGAAGCGCGAGUGAAACACAGUGAUGUCACUGUUUUAGAAGUAUACAAACGAAUCCAUUCAGGGCGUUUCAUGCAGGGAGGGGAGUCAGUGGGAGAGAAACUCCUUCUGGAGAAAACUUUGGGAUUUUAGCCUUUGCAGAACAUUAACAUGCACCUAUCAUAUCAACGUUCUCAUACCAGCUUAAUUCAAAUAUGUAUGUAAAACAUGGUGAAAGAGGGUUGGAUUUUCUGCACUCUGGGGUUUAAGUUUAGACUUUGUCCAGCUGUGAGAACACUGCUGAUAUAAAGACUUAUUAUUGUUUCUCA